GAGAGAGAGAGAGAGAGAGAGUGUUUGUGUGUGUUUUUAAUUAUCGCAUUCCCUCGCUCCCGCAGACAAUCCAUCACAGGUUUCUCAGAUUAUACAUCGCAUAUCGCCGACCACCUCUCCAUUUCACUCUCCGUUCGUCCUACGGAAGCUUGUUCUUGAAGAUUUUUGCUAUCCGGAGACUGAAACGAUCUUGCUCCUUCUCUGUAAUUUUCUUGCUUUUAAUCUUUGUGCGUCUCUGCGGUUUUUAUUUUUUUGUUCCUUUAUUUGCAAGCAAUGUAAUUGGCGCCGUCCCGUUGGUUAUCUCGUUGGAUUUAUUCGCCGGAGGUGAUCUCGUUUGAGGAAUUGGAUUUUCGAUAAGCAUGAUUUGGUGAAGAAAAGAGUGUAUUAGAGAUGAAAAGGUCUAGAGACGAUAGUUGUAUGGGCUCUCAACUCAAGCGGCCCAUGGUUCCGUCUCGCGGGGAAGCUAGCUCCGGGCAAGCUCAGAUAAUUGGAGGAGGUGCACAGAAACUUACAACAAAUGAUGCCUUAACCUAUCUCAAGGCAGUGAAGGAUAUAUUUCAGGACAAAAGGGAUAAAUACGAUGAAUUUCUUGAAGUCAUGAAAGAUUUCAAGGCUCAAAGAAUUGACACUGCUGGUGUCAUAGAGAGGGUGAAAGAGUUAUUUAAAGGUCAUCGAGACCUUAUUUUGGGUUUCAAUACCUUUUUGCCAAAGGGAUAUGAGAUUACCCUUCCACCUGAGGAUGAACAGCCUCCAGUUAAGAAGCCUGUUGAAUUUGAAGAAGCUAUCAACUUUGUGAACAAGAUUAAGACACGGUUUCAAGGUGAUGAUCAUGUUUACAAAUCAUUUUUAGACAUAUUGAAUAUGUAUCGUAAGGAAAACAAGUCCAUCUCUGAGGUCUAUCAAGAGGUUGCUGCACUUUUCCAUGACCACUCAGACCUACUUGAUGAGUUCACCCAUUUUCUACCAGAUUCAUCAGCAACUGCUACAACUCAUCAUGCUCCAUCAGGUAGGAAUUCCAUCCUUCGUGACAGGAGUUCGGCCAUACCCACAAUGCGGCAAAUGCAUAUUGACAAGAAGGAAAGGACUGCUGCUUCGCAUGCUGAUCGUGAUAGUGUUGACUAUCCUGAUCAUGACCACGACAGAACUCUGGUGAGAGCAGACAAAGAGGCACGAAGGCGUGGCGAAAAAGAAAAAGAAAGGAGAGAAGACAGAGAUCGGAGAGAACGGGAGCGGGAUGAUAGAGAUUUUGAGCAUGAUGGUUGUAGAGACAUCAACAACAUGCAGCAUCUUCCCCACAAAAGGAAAUCUGCCCGCAGGAUUGAAGAUUCUGUUGAUGAUCAAUUACAUCGCAUUGGGGAAGGUGCUGAAAAUAUUGGAAUGCGUCCUGGUUCAUCCUCUUAUGAUGAUAAAAAUGCCUUGAAAAGUAUGUACAACCAAGAGUUCAUUUUCUGUGAGAAAGUGAAGGAGACAUUGCAGAAUCCAGAUGCAUACCAGGAAUUUUUGAAGUGCCUUAAUAUGUAUAGCAGGGAAAUAAUCAAUCGAGAGGAAUUGAAAUCUUUGAUGGGUUAUAUACUUGGAAGAGACACGGAUCUCAUGGAUGGGUUUGAAGAUUUUUUGGUUCGUUGUGAGAAGAUUGAUGGAUUUCUUGCUGGUGUUAUGAGUAAAAAAUCUCUGUGGAGUGACGGACACUUGCCCAGAUCAGCAAAGGCAGAAGAUAGAGAUAGGGUUCGAGAUUGCGAAAGGGAUGACAGGGAUAGAGACCGUGAAAGAGAAAGGGAUAGACUUGACAAAAGUGCUGCUUUUGGCAACAAAGAUGUAUCAGGUCUGAAGAUGUCUUUAUUUUCAAGCAAGGACAAGUACAUUGGGAAGCCCAUUCAAGAACUUGACCUCUCUAACUGUGAGCGUUGCACUCCCAGUUAUCGACUUCUCCCAAAGAACUAUCCCAUUCCCUCUGCAAGCCAGAGAACGGAUCUUGGUGCUGAAGUGUUGAAUGAUCAUUGGGUAUCAGUUACAUCAGGAAGUGAAGAUUACUCUUUUAAACACAUGCGCAAAAACCAGUACGAAGAAAGCUUGUUUCGAUGUGAAGAUGACAGGUUUGAACUGGACAUGUUGAUAGAGUCUGUAAAUGUAACGACAAAGCGUGUAGAAGAACUGUUAGACAAGAUCAAUGAUAAUACAAUCAAGACAGACAGUCCAAUCAGUAUUGAGGACCACUUUAAUGCUCUGAAUCUCAGGUGCAUUGAACGUUUGUAUGGUGACCAUGGACUUGACGUGAUGGAUGUAUUAAAAAAGAAUGCAACUCUUGCUUUGCCUGUUAUAUUAACUCGCUUAAAGCAAAAACAAGAAGAGUGGGCAAGGUGUCGUUCUGACUUUAAUAAAGUUUGGGCUGAAAUUUAUGCUAAAAACUAUCACAAAUCACUUGAUCAUCGUAGUUUCUACUUUAAGCAACAAGACACGAAGAGCUUGAGCACAAAAGCCUUGUUGGCCGAGAUUAAGGAAAUCAGUGAGAAAAAGUGCAAAGAGGAUGAUGUGCUUCUUGCUAUUGCUGCUGGCAAUAGACGACCUAUUGUUCCAAAUAUGGAGUUCAACUAUAGUGAUCCAGACAUCCAUGAAGAUAUAUAUCAGCUCAUAAAGUAUUCCUGUGGAGAAGUUUGCACAACAGAACAAUUAAACAAAGUCAUGAAGAUUUGGACCACUUUUCUGGAACCUAUGCUCGGUGUUCCUUCUCGACCUCAGGGUGCAGAGGACACUGAAGAUGUGGUAAAGACUAAGAACCAUGCUAUAAAAAAUGGUGCUGUGAGUGUUGGUGAUAGCGAUGGCAGUCCCAUGAACUCAAAACAACUAAACACUUCCAGAAAUGGAGAUGAAAGUAUUCCUCCUGAACAAUCAAGUUCGUGCAGGGCUUGGAUGAUAAAUGGGGACAAUGGGGUUAAAGUAGUUGGUUCUCUUGAUGCAGAUCGUAUAGCACGUAGGAGCGAGACUUUCUGCAGUACUUAUCAAGGGAAAGUACAAACUACCACCACUGUUGCUGACGAAAUGUCUGUGAUUAGCAAACAAACUACUCCUAACGAGCGGUUAGCCAAUUCUAAUGCAUCACUUGCCACUGGACCUGGGCAAAGCCUUGGAAGAACCAACAUGGAAAGCACAUCAGGGCUUGGUGCUAUUCCUUCCAGGCCUGGUAAUGCCACUCUUGAUGGUGGGCUUGAAUUGAGGCCUAGCGGUGAAAUUUUGCCUUCAUCAGAGGGUGUUGAUUCCUUGAGACCCACAAGUGCGGUGAUGACAGAAGCCAUUAAAAUUCAUAGAUAUAAUGAAGAAUCUGUUGGGCACUCUAAAGUUGAAAGAGAGGAAGGUGAAUUAUCUCCAAAUGGAGACUUUGAGGAGGAUAAUUUUGCAGUCUAUGGGGAUGCUGGUCUGGAUGCCAUGCAUAAAUCAAAGGAUAGUGCUGCAAGCAGACAGUAUCAGACAAGACAUGGAGUAGAAGAAAUUUGCUGUGGGGAGGCAGGAGGAGAAAAUGAUGCUGAUGCUGAUGAUGAAGGUGAAGAAAGUCCUCAGAGGUCGUCUGAAGACAGUGAAAAUGCUUCUGAGAAUGGUGAUGUUUCAGCAAGUGAAUCUGGUGAUGGGGAGGAUUGCUCCCGUGAAGAGCAUGAGGAAGAUGGUGAACAUGACGAGCAUGAUAAUAAGGCUGAGAGCGAAGGUGAGGCUGAAGGGAUGGCUGAUGCCCAUGAUGUUGAAGGGGAUGGAACAUUAUUGCCGUUUUCAGAGCGUUUUCUGCAGACUGUGAAGCCUCUUGCAAAGCAUGUCCCGACAAUGCAUGACAAAGAGAGAAAUUCACGUGUCUUUUAUGGAAAUGAUUCCUUCUAUGUGCUUUUUAGGCUUCAUCAGACAUUGUAUGAGAGGAUACAGUCAGCAAAGAUCAAUUCAUCAUCUGCUGAAAGGAAAUGGAGGGCUUCCAAUGAUACAAGCUCAACUGAUCAAUAUGCCAGAUUCAUGAAUGCUCUUUACAAUUUACUUGAUGGUACUUCUGAUAACACAAAAUUUGAGGAUGAUUGCAGAGCUAUUAUCGGAACUCAGUCAUAUGUCCUGUUUACAUUAGACAAAUUAAUAUAUAAACUUGUCAAGCAGCUUCAAACAGUAACAACUGAUGAGAUGGACAACAAGCUUCUUCAGCUAUAUGCAUAUGAAAAAUCUCGAAAACCGGGGAGAUUUGUUGAUAUAGUCUAUCAUGAAAAUGUGCGUGUUCUUCUUCAUGAUGAGAACAUCUAUCGCAUCGAAUGUGUAUCUGCCCCAACCUGUUUAUCAAUUCAGCUUAUGGACUAUGGUCAUGAUAAGCCGGAGGUGACUGCUGUUUCUGUCGACCCAAAUUUUGCUGCUUACCUGCACAAUGACUUCCUCGCAGUUGUUCCCAACAGGAAGGAGAAGUCUGGAAUUUUUUUGAGGAGAAAUAAGCGCAAAUAUACACGAGGAGAUGAAUAUUCUACCACAUGCCUGGCCAUGGAAGGUCUUAAAGUUGUCAAUGGUCUAGAGUGUAAGAUAGCUUGCAAUUCAUCCAAGGUCUCCUAUGUUCUUGACACAGAGGACUUCUUGUUCCGAAUAAGAAAGAGAAGGAAAAUGUCGCGCUGGAAUGGUUCUUGCCAGGAUCAGGCAAAGGCUUCAAAUGGUUGGUUCCAUAGAGUGCAAAGAUUUCACAGAUUUCUUUCUGGCUCAUAACAUGGCAGGCCAUCCAUGACAUCAAGUACAUAUGGUAUGUGAUUCAUCUUUUUUAAUUGUUACAAAAUCUGGUUUUACCAUCGUUGUCAUAAUGAAGACCCAAUUUAAUAGAGCCCACGGGCAGGCACACACAUCCCUUGUUAUGACAUGCAUGCAUUUUUUUAUCGAACAACAAAUUGUUUGGUGCAUCUAUUAUAUGUAUUUUUUUUAAAAAUGUUUUUCUGUAGUGUUUCUCAAGAGUUAAGACACACGGGACGCCAGGAAUGGAAGAAUCAUGGCGCCGCAAGCAAAAACGAUUUCAUGGAAUUUUCUCUUGCAUGUUUUCAUUUUUCUCCCUCCAACCAAAUAAAAUAAUCGAGGAAAGCUGAAAUGGCUAAAAGCAUUGUAGCAUACUGUGAUCCUUGUGGCAUUUUGAGCCACCACUGUAAAUAGAGGCAAUUUGUUAUGUAAAAACCUUUCAUAUAUGUUCAUUCCAUUCAUCUACUUUUUGUCAAAAAAUUUAAACAUUUUUUUUGUAAGUUACAGCAAAGAGAAGGUCCUUUUUUCUCUA
Molecule: messenger RNA, 5257 nt
Organism: Malania oleifera
Lineage: Eukaryota; Viridiplantae; Streptophyta; Magnoliopsida; Santalales; Ximeniaceae
Product: paired amphipathic helix protein Sin3-like 4
Exons: 23
Coding region: 391-4707 (1438 amino acids)
Biological process (GO): negative regulation of transcription by RNA polymerase II
Cellular component (GO): chromatin; histone deacetylase complex
Molecular function (GO): transcription corepressor activity
Source: RefSeq, a predicted model, not a curated record